AAGGUUAGUUCUAUGCGAGCGUUGUGUGCGAACAGACGUUUGUCACUCAAAGUUCCAUGUGAUAGCUUGUGUGCGCGCCGGUUUCCUUGUUUGUUUUCCGUAUCGCAUCGCGUAGCCGUAUCCGACGACAGAAACCGGGUGGGUGCACUGUGUAAGGAUAAUCAAAUUGUGCUGUACACCUUAAAAUUCCGGGAAGAACCGAUCGAAACUCAACACGGGGAUAUAGCCGUGGCAGCUGUUCGGUGCAGAGGUACUAAUUAGAGCAGCAAAGCUUGCCUGUACGUUCCGGGAAAAUAUUGUCAUAACGCGAACCGCUUCUUCGUCAAUUCGAAUCCCUCAGGUAGAGACAGUUGAGAAGUGUUUUUUUUUAAAGCAGCGACACAAACUUCCACCGACCGACCGGAGUCGUAUAAACUUGAUUCUUCGAGUGUCGGAAACAUUGAACAGGCUGGGCUGAAAAGGCUGUCCCAGCUGGGUGGUACGUGAUAGGACUUUAACUGCUUCCCGGUAAAGUUAACUGCAGCAGCACACGGACAGUGCCAUACGUGAUUCAUUACCUGCUGGAUUUCGACAGCAUCGCAUUGGAAAAGCUGCCUAAGCUGGGAUGGUUUGUGCUAGGUAGGACCUACAAUUCGCAACCAAGCUGAUUAGUUAAGUAAAUUGCAGUGAACGGAAGAAAAGCACCAAAACUGUCAUAGAUGUUCAGCCUUCUGGAACGAAACAUACGAGAAGGUUAAAAACGGAAUGUUUAUGAUGCCGCUUGGGGUGUAUGUGAAUAAAUGAUAUUAUUUUUUAAUUGCUAGUUGUUAUAACAGAAUUAAAAAAAAAACAAUAACCAACACGAAACAGCAGUGUGCGGCGCAAGUUGCUCGUCCGGUUCGGAGUCGACAUCGAACUAGUUUUUUUUGUAUUUAUAAUUAAAUCGUCUCGGAUCAGUAUCUGUGGUGGUAAGAGUUCUGAGAAAAAUUGAAAAAUGCUUGCUCGUUCGCAAUUCUAGUUUCAUAUGUUGAAGUUGGUGGGCAGGGAAAUUGUCCAACCCAAUUCGCGAGCUGUUGAAUUGGCGCACCAUUUCCGAGGACCGUGACGAUUCGUAAGCUAAGUGGUACCUGGAAUUUUGACCACUUGUUUUGGCUUCGAAUGCUUUAAAUUUCGUGACACCAGUCAGCGGAAGUGAACCGACCAUAGAUGGUGCACAUAAAUAUUUUCUGGUUAGUACAGAGAACCACCGCAAACGCAAACAGCAACAGAGAAACCGCUCCAUUGAAUGGUUUUGUAGUUCUUCAUCGACCAGCUAACGAAGAACGUUUCGAAGAAAACCUGUGAAAAUAUAUUGUUACGGAGAAAUUGUUUGUUUGAUUAAUUAAUAAGCAUAAAGGUGUCAUUCAUCAGUGUGUUGACAUAAUCGUUCGGCGUGUUGCACUGUUUUAUAUGUGUGUCAUUUGUCAAGCCGACACAUUUUGUGUUUGAACUUACGAUACGAUACGUUCAUUCUGUUGGUGGUGUGUGUCAUCGAAUAGUUAUUAACUGACGCAAACGGAAAAUUGAACGUAAAUCAAUCAACACGAUGAUUUCGGUCAGCAGCAAAUUGAGUGCAGGCGGACGGCGGAGGUGUUUUAUCAGACUGCUGACAUCGUUUGUUGCCACCUGUCUGACGUUGGGGCCCAUGGCGGUCGGUCGAGUGAAUGGCGAAGACCACUGCAGUGAGCACCGGUACAACCGAUCGAUCGAUACCGAUCAUAUGCAGUUUACCAAGGAAGUGCCGGACCAGGAAUAUGGCAUUCUGGGACAAUUCAAAAGUUUGCACUGCUGUGCGAAAGGAUACCGUAGUAUUGAAUGGUUCAAGAAUGGCCACCCCUACCCGUGGGGUAGCGAGAUAUCAUCGCUGAUAGUGUAUCCGGAAGCAGCCAAUCAAACCAUCUACACGCACCGGAUAUCGGAGACCGAUAUUGGCAACUAUUCGUGUGUACUGCGGAACGACACGGGCAUCAUGCGGCAUGACAUCGAACUUCGAUUGCAAGAGGAUAAACCGGACUACCCGUUGCCGACGUUCAAACCGAAAGACACGACCAUCAACCUGGGCGAAGCGGCGCGCUUCUACUGCGAGGCGUUUGUGGGAAAGCUCGAUUUGCCGGAUGCGACCAAUAAAAUCGUUUGGAUGCAGAUGUUCGACGACAAGCCAACGUCUAUACUGGACGCGAAUCAGUUGAAUGUUACAAGGGAGGAUGGCCAAAUCAUUGGAUCGUAUCUAUCGAUACCGAACAUUCAGCAGCAUCACUACGGACGCUAUCGCUGUCAGAUCACGUCCGGAAACCUCGAACGGCCACUAGAGCUGAGUGUGCUACUCUCACCGAACCAGGUGACGGCCGUCGAAGAAUCGGAAUUCGAGUUCCUGGUACUCAUCAUUAUUGCUGCUGUGGCUGCCUUGCUUGCGAUCAUGCUGUUUGUGAUCUGCCGACUUGACACACGGAAGGAUCACCACGACAGCCGAUGUUCAGCACAGUUCAUCGCUGAUAACGAAAACGUGUAGAACGUGGCUUUAGUAGACUGUAAUCCCAUCUUCAUUUCAAAACAAAACUAUUUAUUUCACUUAAGAAAAAUCUAGAAAUUGUAGCUAUAACUUAUUUGUUAAACAUUUCUCAGUACUACGCCUCUGCUUGGCUAAUAUUAUCAAUCCACUCUGAAAAUCGAUUCGUUGUAAAUAUUCCGUUGAAGUAGUUCAAAUGUGAACCCGUUUAGUAGGUUACAAAUAUUUUUUCGUGAACGAUCGAAUCGUUUGAAAUACUUUGAUUACAAAUUUUCACCGUUGAACCAAGAUGGGAAAGCCAUUUAUGAGACUGACUUUUGUGAUUCUGUAGGAAUCUAUCUUGUCGACGCAUCCAGCGUGAUAUCUGGGCUGUGUGUGUGACAGAUAGGACAUUUUGAAGAACCUCAGAGCUUAAUCUAUCUAUAUAACGAUCAUACAAUUGUAAACUGUUAUACAUACACGUGAAACAUCAAACGAAAGUGAUGAUAGAAGAUCAAGAAAUCGUUGUAUGUUGGUUUUCUUAAAAAAAAGAAACAAACUAAAAGUAGUAUUCGUAACUGUUGUUUGAAACUCAAUAUUUAGCUAAAAGCAAUAACAUUAUGCGAUACUAUGGAUUAAUCUUGUUUGGCCGAGUAGUAUUCCACUUAAAUUAUUCAAAAAAAUUUCGACCAUAAUAUUAUACCAGUGAGCAAAAGCACAAAACGGUCGUGGUUUCGUUCCUGUACAUUCCUUCAAUUGCAAACAUAGUUUGAAUCAAUGCGAAUCAAAACGAUUUCCUCAAAUAAUGUAAAUCUAAAUUUGAGUAAAACAAGAUUUUUAGUGUCAUGUCGUAUCGUACAUCGCUCGCACUAAUGGCGGCGAUCCAACGCGCUGCGAAACAGGUAAUGUUUUUAAACCACUCUCAUUUGAAAUGUAAAGUAAUAACAAUAAGCUGUUGUGUAAUAUAUAUGUAAAAGAUUACAUCAAAAUAAAUUA
Messenger RNA from Malaya genurostris, 3499 nucleotides. Its product is annotated as fibroblast growth factor receptor 4-like. The record is from RefSeq and is a predicted model, not a curated record. Bases 1565 to 2527 code for a protein of 320 amino acids. The transcript has 5 exons. NCBI's taxonomy places the organism in Eukaryota, Metazoa, Arthropoda, Insecta, Diptera, Culicidae.